AUGAAAGUCAACCCAAUUGAUUGUUACCUAUUCCAUGUUAAAGAUUUAGAUAAAGAGGAGGUCGUAAAUCUUCAUACUCAAGAGUGCACUUGUAAGGAGUUUCAAGCUGAGCAACUACCAUGUGCACAUGUCAUUGCUGUAGCACGGGAUCGCAAUAUAAAUGUUUAUAGCUUAUGUGCUAACUAUUACACUAAUGAAUGUUUGUUGGCAGCAUAUUCGGAGGCCGUCUACCCAGUUGGGAAUCAGUCGGAAUGGAAGACAAGUGAAGAAUAUGUACAUAUGACUGUCUUACCUCCGAAAGUAGUGAAAAGAGUUGGUCGACCGAAGAAAAAUAGGAUUCCAAGUGUCGGUGAAGCACCAAAAUUGCAUAAAUGUGGUCGAUGUAAAGAAACAGGCCACAAUAGAUUAACGUGUACCAAUCCAAUUUCAUACAUUCAGAAGUCGAGCAUACAAGAUUAG
This is a messenger RNA of Cucumis sativus (cucumber), 459 nucleotides long. RefSeq lists its product as uncharacterized. The record is from RefSeq and is a predicted model, not a curated record. The transcript has a single exon. Gene Ontology annotation, molecular function: zinc ion binding. Bases 1 to 459 code for a protein of 152 amino acids. Lineage: Eukaryota; Viridiplantae; Streptophyta; Magnoliopsida; Cucurbitales; Cucurbitaceae.